Molecule: messenger RNA, 867 nt
Organism: Impatiens glandulifera
Lineage: Eukaryota; Viridiplantae; Streptophyta; Magnoliopsida; Ericales; Balsaminaceae
Exons: 3
Coding region: 1-867 (288 amino acids)
Source: RefSeq, a predicted model, not a curated record
AUGGUUGAUGAGGCUCGGGAUAGUUUAGUGAAGGAACAAAUGGGAGUUGUUUUGAGAUAUGUGAAUAAAAAAGGAUGUGUGAUUGAACGAUUUCUUGCUGUUGUGCACGUGUCUGACACUACUGCUGAGUCUUUAAAAAAGGCUAUUGAUGCUUUAUUUAUGAAACAUGGUUUGUCAUUGUCUAAAUUGAGAGGACAAGGAUAUGAUGGGGCUUCAAAUAUGCGCGGUGAGUUCAAAGGGUUAAAAUCUCUAAUAUUGCAAGAAAAUCCACAUGCGAUGUAUGUUCAUUGUUUCUCUCAUCAACUUCAAUUAGUUCUUGUUGCUGUUGCUGAAGACAAUAUCAUUGUGAGUGAACUUUUUGCAUAUGUCACAAUGAUUGUGAACACAUCCGGAGCAUCUUGUAAAAGAAGAGAUCAACUUAGAAUGCUUCAACAUGAAAAGAUUGUUGCUGAAUUAGAAAAUGGAGAAAUCCUUACUGGGAGAGGGAAAAAUCAAGAAACUAAUUUGACAAGACCUGUGGAUACUCGUUGGGGAUCACAUUAUUUGACAUUACUUCGUUUAUGUUCAAUGUGGUCUUCAGUGCAAGAAGUGCUGAUAAAUGUAGUUAAUGAUGCAUCAUCUUCUGCGAAUAGAGAACUGAAUCCUCAUGUUCGUCCUGUUGAGGAGGGGGUGACUUGGCUUGAAUGUGCUGAAAUACAGCCUCUACAUCUUCCUGUUCAAGAAGGAGUGAUUCAUCUUCAAUGUCCUGACCUACAUCCUCAACAUCUUUCGGUUGCACAAGGGGUGACGGAGCUUCAUUGUGCAGAACGUUCAACCAGUGCUGGUGGAUUGUCUGCAUUGUCCUCCACGGCAGUCUCACAUGUGUAA